Molecule: messenger RNA, 1287 nt
Organism: Magnolia sinica
Lineage: Eukaryota; Viridiplantae; Streptophyta; Magnoliopsida; Magnoliales; Magnoliaceae
Exons: 7
Coding region: 368-985 (205 amino acids)
Biological process (GO): protein localization to organelle; intracellular protein transport; Golgi to plasma membrane protein transport
Cellular component (GO): Golgi apparatus
Molecular function (GO): GTP binding; GTPase activity
Source: RefSeq, a predicted model, not a curated record
ACUUGCGUCCCUCUUCUCAAAUUCUCGUUCCUUUGCUUUGCGUUCGUCAUUUUGUUCCGUUCUCUCUUCUUUUCAAAAAUCCAAGCGAAGAAGGAGAAGAGUCCGUUGCUUCUCUUGUAUUUCUAUCUCUCGUUCUGCAAGAUCGAAGUUUGAGAGAGAGAGGCAGAAAUCUCGUUCCCGCUCUUCAAAUCGCUGAAAGAACGAAACAGAGAUCGAAAUCAUCGAAAAUAUUCUUCCUAAUCAGGAUUUGCAAAUGAUAAGAACUCGCAAUAUUGUGGCAAUGGUGAUGAAGGCCUUGUAUGUCGGCUCUUGAAGACAAUCGUGGAAGAUAAUUAUAAAAGAAGAAAAAAAAAAGUACUCAAAAGAGAUGUUCUCGCUGUUUUAUGGACUCUGGAACUAUCUCUUCAGCAAGACAGAGUUCCAUGUCCUUAUUCUUGGAAUCGAUAAAGCUGGAAAAACUACUUUGCUAGAGAAGUUGAAGACAUUGUACUCAAACUUGGAAGGGCUCCCCCCUGAUCGCAUCGUUCCAACGGUUGGGCUUAACAUUGGUCGGAUUGAAGGAACAAAGAACAAACUUGUGUUUUGGGACCUAGGAGGUCAGAUUGGUCUUCGCACGAUUUGGGAAAAAUAUUAUGAGGAGGCACAUGCCAUAAUUUAUGUAAUUGAUGCUUCUUGCCCGUCACGUUUUGAAGAUUCAAAGUCUGCUUUGGAGAAAGUACUUCGGCAUGAAGAUUUACGAGGAGCCCCGGUUUUGGUAUUGGCAAACAAGCAGGAUCUUUCUGGGGCUGUGUCGGCCGAAGAACUAGCUAGAUACUUGGAUCUCAAGGAGUUGGAUGAAAGGCUAUACAUGUUUGAAGCUGUUUCUGCAUAUGACGGGUCGGGAAUUAAAGAAGCCGUGGACUGGAUAGUAGAGGUCAUGGAGAGAAGUAAGCGCACAGAAACACUAAGGGUUCGUGCAGGUGGAUAUAGCCCAGUCCCAUCGUAGAAAAGACUAGACGCCACAUUAGCACCAGUUCAGAUUCCGAUACCUUUCUUCUGCUCGGAAUUCUAAUGGAGAAAAAGCAUUUGCUGUCGGCAAUCUACCCUGCUGCAUAUCGAAUUGCGGAUGUAAUUCUUGGACGAUUCAACCACAUAUGCCAUAUUUUAUUAGAAGUGUAUUCUCCCAAAAUCAGAAUACGGCUUGUAUGAUUUACAAGACAAUGCUGCCAUGAGUCAUUGCAACCUGAUGAGUUGUUUGGCUGGGCGAGGUCGCUGAUUCAAAAUCCGCUUACAUUUUGGUUGAUUUUA